This is a messenger RNA of Mizuhopecten yessoensis (Yesso scallop), 1101 nucleotides long. RefSeq names its product mediator of RNA polymerase II transcription subunit 15-like. The transcript has 10 exons. The record is from RefSeq and is a predicted model, not a curated record. The annotation marks the transcript as partial. Lineage: Eukaryota; Metazoa; Mollusca; Bivalvia; Pectinida; Pectinidae.
UAGAUGUACUAGAAUCUUCUCCACACUUAGAUGUACUGGAAUCUUUUCCACACUUUGUUGUACUAGAAUCUUCUCCACACUUAGAUGUACUAGAAUCUUCUCCACACUUAGAUGUACUAGGAAUCACCCUGUCUGGAUGUCUGGAUGUCGUCCGCAGUAACUAUACCCCGAACAUCGGACAGCCAUCCCAGGCUCAGCAGAUGAUGUCUCAACCAAGCACUGUUUCUGCUGUCCCCUCUCCUAUACAGCAGUCUGGGUCCCAGAUGACACACUCUCCCAUCUCUAUGAUGACCUCCCCUUCCCCCCAGGGCUAUGUCGUCCCGUCCCCUGCCUCCCGGAACUUCAGUGCCCUGUCCCCCAGUAACACAAACCUCAACACUCCAGCUGGGACUGGCCAGGCUCCAAUAUCACAGGAGGACCAGGCAUACCUAGACAAGUUAAACCAGCUGUCCAAGUAUAUAGAGCCAUUGAGGAGAAUUAACCGGCGAAUGAUGAACCGACAGUCUGCUGAUAAGGAUGAAGACAGAGUAAGAGAAAUCCACAAGAUGAAGAACCUACUAGAAAUUUUGACAGAUCCAUCAAAAAGGUUGCCAUGGAAAACACUUCUCAAAUGUGAACAGGUGCUGCUGAAACUGGAGCUUGAAUGGGACAAAACUGGGGAAUUGGCUCCAUCUAAUGCAGAUGUUACUGUCACCAAGGUAACCACGACAACCACUCACAUGUGUCAGCCAUUACUGGACGCCGUGGCUGCACACAUGACGUCACCGAUGUUGAACCACUCUUUACAGCGGACAUUUGGUCCGGCUGUUUCAGCAUUACAUGGCAGUCCAAUCAGGGCGCCAAGUCCACCGCCAAAACGUCGCCGUGUCGAGGAAUGGGACCAGGAUGAAAUUCCUCACAUUCUACAAGGAGAGAUUGCACGCCUAGGAGGGCGCUUCAAAGUCAACUUUGACCCCACACAACAUGGGGGGUCAAAGGAUAUCCACCUCCUUUGUCGCCUAGAUGACAAGAACUUGCCGAGUAUACCACCAAUAUCUGUCAAAGUUCCUGGUACUUACCCAAACAACAGCCCCGAGUGUGACACCACAGCUGUCGAAUAUG